This is a messenger RNA of Salvia miltiorrhiza (redroot sage), 1728 nucleotides long. Its product is annotated as nicotinamide adenine dinucleotide transporter 1, chloroplastic-like. Gene Ontology annotation, molecular function: NAD transmembrane transporter activity. Lineage: Eukaryota; Viridiplantae; Streptophyta; Magnoliopsida; Lamiales; Lamiaceae. The transcript has 9 exons. Gene Ontology annotation, biological process: NAD transmembrane transport. The record is from RefSeq and is a predicted model, not a curated record. Bases 453 to 1403 code for a protein of 316 amino acids.
GUUAAUAUCCGUCGAAAUUCGACGGCUUACACGCUAAUUUGCAUUUACGCUCCCAAAAUUCAACUAAAUCCUAUUCACUUCUUCCUUUCUCUCUCUACAACAACUGCGAGGAUCCGAAUCUGCGUUUUCUUUUUUUCGUUCCUCUUUUCCGAUCUUUAUUUAAUCCUUAUUCAAGAUUACGUCGCCGCAUACGCUCAAGAUUCAAAGUAAUACUUGAUUCCUGAACCCUAGGAUUACAUUGAUUUCUCCGCCGGGGAGCUAUUUUUUGGAUUGUUGUUCACCAAAGGAAAGGAGAUUCGAUUGCAUCGACGGAUUUGGUCUGUACGGAUUGGCCAUGCGACGAUUGUUAUCGGAGACGAUCGGCCUCUUGAGAGAGGACUCCACCACCAUCGCCGCCGCCACCUAUCGAGGUGUUAUCUUUUCUGAAUUAGCCGAUUGUUGUAGAUAUCGCGAUGGUCGUUGAUACGCACGUCCCUAGUUCGAGGGGGCUGCUGUGCAAUGCUGGCGCAGGUGCCGCAGCUGGAGUGAUUGCAGCUACUUUUGUGUGUCCACUUGAUGUUAUCAAGACAAGGCUGCAGGUCCAUGGGCUACCGCAGCUCACUAAUACUAAUAUUAGAGGUAGUAUUAUAUUUGGAAGCUUAGAACAAAUAUUUCGGAAGGAGGGGUUGCGUGGCAUGUACCGCGGGCUUUCACCUACUGUGCUUGCGUUGCUUCCAAAUUGGGCGGUGUAUUUUACGAUUUAUGAUCAUUUAAAGAGUUCUCUUGGUGCUGAUGAUGUAAAUCAUCAUCAGCUCUCAGUUGGUGCAAAUAUGAUUGCUGCUUCUGGUGCUGGAGCUGCGACUACGAUCGUCACAAAUCCUCUUUGGGUUGUCAAGACAAGGUUUCAAACUCAAGGUAUAAGACCAGGGGUGGUCCUUUAUAGGGGAACAUUUUCUGCCUUAAGAAGAAUCAUACACGAAGAGGGUAUUCGUGGACUAUAUAGUGGUCUUGUGCCAGCUUUGGCUGGUAUCAGUCAUGUUGCGAUUCAGUUUCCUACAUAUGAGAAGAUAAAAAGUUACUUAGCCGAUCGAAAUAACACCACCACGGAUAAACUCGGCGCGAGCGAUGUUGCUCUUGCUUCCUCAGUUUCAAAAAUAUUUGCUUCCACCUUGACAUAUCCCCAUGAGGUUGUACGUUCAAGGCUUCAAGAACAAGGACACCACUCAAAGAAACGGUAUUCUGGUGUGGUAGAUUGUGUUAAGAAAGUAUAUCAGAGUGAGGGCAUCCCUGGUUUUUAUCGGGGUUGUGCUACCAACCUGCUGAGGACAACCCCAGCUGCCGUAAUCACAUUCACCAGUUUUGAAAUUAUUCAUCGCUUUCUUGUCACCGUGUUCCCUCCCGAUUCACACCCUCAAACACUGUGAGGUGUUGAAGAAGCUCAGUAUACGGUGCCAAAAAGAAAAUCUGCCUCAUACAUGACUUUGUCCUGCCGUAUAAACUCCUUUCUUCCCUAAUUGACUGAAUUCUAGUUUUUAGGAGAUAAGAGUAUGUGACUGAGAUGAUGGUGAUGAUGAUGAUAAGUUGUUAUGAUACAGGAACAGCCUAUUAUGAUACAGGAAUAGCCUAUUGAAUGUUUCCAAUUCAUUUUAUCAGGGAAUUGUAAUAUCUUCAGAUAUGGUAAGACCAACAAUUUUUUGGCUCCUAUAUUUUACUUAAAGCAUCAUAUAUGAAAUUCAUUUUAUUUCAUUC